AUGGUCCGAGCUCCCGCCUACAGCUCCCUCACUAUCCGACGUUCUGUCAGUUUGGAUCCGAUGCGCACUCAACCGUUGUACUCCGCACGUGGUGCAAACAGUCCUCGAGAUGUCCGCGAGUUUCGACAGCAUCGGUCCUCUCCACCUAGUUCACAUACUCCACGAUCGCGUUACAUGUCCUUUGAAUCACCUGCAACGAGACCGGAUGAUGCGAUUGAGGAUGAAGAACUGGAAUUACAGAUGCGGGUUGCAAUGGCACUUAGUCUAGCGGAGCACCGGAAACACGAACGAUCCGGUUGGCAACAAUUCGAGGUGGAUCCAACGGGACAAUUGCCACAUGCGCAGCCUGGACAAUUGUUAAGCGACCAGCUGGAUGCGUUAACUCUCGACAGGAAUGACAAUCAUCCACGUGACAAGUUUGCUCAUUCACCCACUCCUACCCCAUCACUUUCUGUGUCCAAUGAUUUGUUCGGUAGUGGAGACUUAUCGUGGAACGAGCAACCGACCACGGAUCCCUGGGCACCACUUUCGGAUCCUGUGGCAGAGAAUCGUGUCAGUCCGCUGACUCCGAGAUCCACAGCGGAUGGCGGCACGCUCACCCAGUCCGAUUCGAAUCAACCCACUCGCACGGUCUUUGACGAAUUGGCUCUGGUUGAUUUCACUCAAACGCAGCGCGAGACAGAUCGUGUUCCGACCACGGGCGGCACGGUUUCGCCCGGAACGACGUUCGUCGAAUCGCGACCACAGAACACGAAUCCAUUUGUGAACGGGACUCCACUAGCCAAUGGAGACUCGAAUGUGAGUGUUUAUGCAGAACGGAGCAUGGAAUCCGGUCCGGUCGCUAACUUUUUGGGAGAAUACUCCAGUUUGGUCGAUUUGGAAAACCUAAUGCACCCACAAUUCCAUAACUACGGUGGCAUUCUGGUCGGAUCAAAUGACCAAAUAGUACCUAAACAGAUUAAUUACUUCAAGUUCACUCUGCUGCACAACACGCAAACCAUUACUCGAUUAGUCCACAGUUCCGGUGCACCCCAUUUCAACUACUCACGGGGCCUUAUGCAUGGAGCUAGCGUGGCCACGUUUGGACCACUUACUAAGGAUAUGCAGCUCGAGUCUCCUUCCCCAUCAUGGACCACAGGCUAUCCACCACCACCAGCAGCAACCGGGGUUUUACAGACCCCUGUGGAUUCGUUUGGUCUGUUACACAACCCGAGACGACUCUUCCCACAGGCUGUUUCUAACAAUCCGUUUCUAUAG
Molecule: messenger RNA, 1257 nt
Organism: Echinostoma caproni
Lineage: Eukaryota; Metazoa; Platyhelminthes; Trematoda; Plagiorchiida; Echinostomatidae
Source: the annotation of a GenBank genome assembly